Mesoplodon densirostris (Blainville's beaked whale) is the source of this 3550-nucleotide messenger RNA. RefSeq names its product ralA binding protein 1 (gene RALBP1). Gene Ontology annotation, molecular function: small GTPase binding; GTPase activator activity. Bases 152 to 2059 code for a protein of 635 amino acids. The transcript has 10 exons. Gene Ontology annotation, cellular component: membrane. Gene Ontology annotation, biological process: small GTPase-mediated signal transduction; positive regulation of GTPase activity; endocytosis. Lineage: Eukaryota; Metazoa; Chordata; Mammalia; Artiodactyla; Ziphiidae. The record is from RefSeq and is a predicted model, not a curated record.
GCUGGGGAACAGGCUGCCCGGAGCGUGGGCAAGACAGCGUCUGCCCUUCUCCGGACCUCGGCCGGCUCUGCCCCCAACCGUCCUCACGGAGUUCGCGCGGGGGUGAUGGGCAGGUAACAGACGCCCUCCUCACUGUCGUCAGGGAGGCAGCAUGACCGAGUGCUUCCUGCCCCCCACCAGCAGCCCUGGUGAGCACCGCAGGGUGGAGCAUGGCAGUGGGCUCACCCGCACCCCCAGCUCUGAGGAGAUCAGCCCCACUAAGUUUCCUGGAUUGUACCGCACGGGCGAGCCCUCGCCUCCCCAUGACAGCCUCCACGAGCCUCCCGAUAUAGUGUCUGAUGAUGAGAAGGACCAUGGGAAGAAAAAAGGAAAAUUUAAGAAAAAGGAAAAAAGGACUGAAGGCUAUGCCGCCUUUCAGGAAGAUAGCUCUGGAGAUGAAGCCGAAAGUCCUUCCAAAAUGAAGAGGUCCAAGGGGAUCCAUGUUUUCAAGAAGCCCAGCUUUUCUAAAAAGAAAGAGAAGGAUUUUAAAAUAAAAGAGAAACCCAAAGAGGAAAAACAUAAAGAAGAAAAACACAAAGAGGAAAAACAUAAAGAGAAAAAGUCAAAAGACUUGACAGCAGCUGACGUGGUUAAACAGUGGAAGGAAAAGAAGAAAAAGAAGAAGCCAAUUCAGGAGCCAGAGGUGCCUCAGAUAGAUGUCCCGAAUCUCAAACCCAUCUUUGGGAUUCCUCUGGCUGAUGCAGUGGAGAGGACCAUGAUGUACGAUGGUGUUCGGCUGCCGGCCGUCUUCCGGGAGUGUGUGGAUUAUGUGGAGAAGCAUGGCAUGAAGUGUGAAGGCAUCUACAGAGUGUCAGGAAUUAAAUCCAAGGUGGAUGAGCUGAAAGCAGCCUAUGACAGAGAGGAGUCUCCAAACUUGGAAGAGUAUGAGCCUAACACUGUAGCCAGUUUGCUGAAGCAAUACCUGCGGGACCUGCCCGAGAACCUGCUGACCAAGGAGCUGCUGCCCCGCUUUGAAGAGGCUUGUGGGCGGAGCUCGGAGGGCGAGAAGGUGCAGGAGUUCCAGCACCUGCUGGAGGAGCUGCCCGAGUGUAACCGUCUGCUGGUCUCCUGGCUGAUCGUGCACAUGGACCACGUUAUCGCCAAGGAGCUGGAAACAAAAAUGAACAUCCAGAACAUUUCUAUAGUGCUCAGCCCGACUGUCCAGAUUAGCAAUCGUGUCCUAUAUGUGUUUUUCACACACGUGCAAGAGCUUUUCGGAAAUGUGACACUGAAGCAAGUGACGAAACCUCUGCGAUGGUCUAACAUGGCCACGAUGCCCACACUGCCUGAGACCCAGGAGAGCAUCAAGGAGGAGAUAAGAAGACAGGAGUUUCUUUUGAACUGUUUACAUCGAGAUCUUCAGGGUGGGAUAAAGGAUUUAUCUAAAGAGGAAAGAUUAUGGGAAGUACAAAGAAUUUUGACAGCCCUCAAAAGAAAACUGAGAGAAGCUAAAAGACAAGAGUGUGAAACCAAGAUUGCACAAGAGAUAGCCAGUCUUUCAAAGGAGGAUGUUUCCAAAGAAGAAAUGAAUGAAAAUGAAGAAGUCAUAAAUAUUCUUCUUGCCCAGGAGAAUGAGAUCCUGACUGAACAGGAGGAGCUCCUGGCCAUGGAGCAGUUCCUGCGCCGACAGAUCGCCUCAGAGAAAGAAGAGAUGGAACGCCUCCGAGCGGAGAUCGCCGAGAUCCAGAGCCGCCAGCAGCACGGCCGCAGCGAGACCGAGGAGUACUCAUCGGAGAGUGAGAGUGAGAGCGAGGACGAGGACGAGCUGCAGCUCAUCCUGCAGGACCUGCAGCGGCAGAAUGAGGAGCUGGAGAUCAAGAACAACCACCUGAACCAGGCAAUUCAUGAGGAGCGUGAGGCCAUCAUCGAGCUGCGGGUGCAGCUCCGCCUGCUCCAGCUGCAGCGCGCCCGGCCUGAGCCCCAGGCCGAGCCCGAGCCCGUCACCAGGGAGCUGCCCCCGGGUGGCAAGGAGCAGCCCCGGCCUUCACCCGGCAGGGACAGGAAGGAAACGUCCAUCUGAGCGCCACCUGCCUGCCCGGAGCAGCGGCCUGGAGCCCCAUCAGCGCUGCCUCCACUGUCCCCACUGUAAAGACGCCUCCUCCAUGUGGGCGGUGCUCAGCGCAGGUGACAGGAGGACAGAGCAGCACGCGGUGCGGGCUUGUUGGGCACAGAUGAGUUUCCAGCUAGUGUCAGCUUCUUUGAAGAUUAAUUUCCUUUGUUAACUUAAAGUAACUUUUAACCCUUGAGUGGCUUCUUUUUAAACCAAAAAUCGUCUUUCUUUCCUUUUUAUUACGGCAGAAUCAGGAUUUUUCUCUCGUUCAAGGGGGAACCAAACAAGGCAGCCCCACUCCUGCCCGUGCCGUGUCCCCUUCCAGGGUCUCUGCUGCCCGCCAUUCUCGCCUGUGCCUUCAUGCCUCCGCAGUGCAGAUUCUGUCCUGGGAGCCGCCUCACAUUUCCCGACUGGCCUGAGUGGCUCUCACGGGGGUGACCUUCCCUGCCCCACACCCCGGGCCCAAGUCACUACAGCAGCCUGUGCAGCCACAGACACAGCUGCCCCGGAGCCUGCCUGCCGGCCAGGGUCACCACAGCCGCCCGGCUCCUGCCGCCUGGGGUCAGCAGAUGCUUGUCGCUGGGUCGUGGGAGUGGCUGCCCAGACCUGGGUCAUCCACACAGAGGAUUUGUUUCUCCAACCUGCCACUAGAACAUAACGUUGUGGGUUGCUUGCUUGGGCUAGAAUGUAAGCAUCUCUUUGCCUGAAUAAGCCAUAUGGAUGGGUAGCUAUGCUCUUACACAUGAUUUCAGAUGUCAGUGUCCACAGGGGCUGGGUGAACUGCUGCUGGGUGCCCAGUUGACCAGGCUGAGCGAUAGAUGGCUUUCCUCUGGGGUCAGCCGUAGUCCUGACCCCACCACGUCUCUGGCAACCCGAGGUGUCUGGGAGGCCGGCUUGUAGGCACGUGGUCCAGUCCUGCUGUGUCCGAGUCAGUGGCUUCACGAGGUUGUCGGCUCUCACGGCUGUGAAGACAAACCCCACACACUCAAGGUGAUGGAAACACCCCCUGCCCCCGAGGGCUCUGUCCUCUCCUCCUGGUUAGUAUUUAUUUUCAGCACCUGUUUAAUGCGGUUUUUUAUUCUCUACCUAUUGCACUGUUGUGACUUGUUGGCCAUUAUUUGAUUUUUGUACGAAAAAAGCUUUGUUAUAGAAAUCAGCAUACUAUUUUUUUAAAUCCGGAGAGAAGAUAUUACGGUGACUGAAAAUACAGUCAGGUGUCAAAUAUAAGUGUAUAAAAAGCCUUCUUGCCGUCCUGUCGGUCAUGUUACAUUCAUUUUAUAUUUGCUGGCAAUAUUGAAGGGAUUCUUUUAUGUUAAAACUCUCAUUUCUAUCACAGUGUCAUGAAUUUUUAAAAUUAGUAUUUCAUCACAGUUGUCUCAGUGUUAACUAAUUUUUGCCAGGACCAUUAUUGAUCAAGCAAAUAAAUUCAACAGCCAUUUGAGGAAAAAAAAAUUCCACUUU